Aphis gossypii (cotton aphid) is the source of this 1365-nucleotide messenger RNA. Its product is annotated as 52 kDa repressor of the inhibitor of the protein kinase-like. Bases 1 to 1365 code for a protein of 454 amino acids. The transcript has a single exon. Lineage: Eukaryota; Metazoa; Arthropoda; Insecta; Hemiptera; Aphididae. Gene Ontology annotation, molecular function: protein dimerization activity. The record is from RefSeq and is a predicted model, not a curated record.
AUGACUUCUACCACGGGAGUUUCAAUCAAAAACGCUAUUAAACAAAAGUUAGAAGAACUAGGGCUUAGCUUAGAUAAUCUCAGGGGUCAAGGCUAUGAUGGUGGAUCAAACAUGGCAGGCAAAAACAAUGGUGUUCAGGCACUAAUUUUAAACGAACAGCCAUUAGCAUUUUAUACCCAUUGUUUCAGUCAUUCACUUAAUUUAUGUAUAACUAAAGCGUGCGAAGUGUCUUCAAUAAAGCAUAUGAUGGGAGUUAUUGGUGCUGUUGCAUCUUUUUUCUCUGCUUCUGCAAAAAGAGCAGACAAAUUAAAAUCUGUUAUAGAAUCAGAAAUUUCAAAUACAGAAUCCAACAAACAGAGAAAGACUAAACUUAAAACAUUGUGCGAGACGCGUUGGGUUGAACGUCAUGACUCCUUGAUGACAUUUAAAGAAUUGUAUGUUUUUAUACUUAAUGCACUUGAAGAACUACAACAUGAUUCAAACACUGAAACUUCAAGUAAAGCAUUACUGUACUUAAAUUCUAUAACUAAAAGUGAAUUUCUAGUGGCUAUUGAUGUUGCGGCGCUUUGCCUUGCUUAUACAUUACAACUUAGUGUUGCUUUACAAUCUAAGCAACAAGACUUAUCAAGAGCAUUAUCCGAUGUCAUGGUUAUAAAAGGGGCAUUACAGAGUCUUCGGGAAGAUGCAGACAACCAGUUUAACAUAGUUUUUAAAAACGUAAUAGAAUUAGGAGAAAAAAUUAAUAUUGAAAUACGCAUGCCUCGAAAAUGUAACAGACAAAUAAAUAGAAUAAAUAUUGAUUCUGAAAAUGCUGAAAUAUAUUUCAAACGAUCAAUAUUUCUUCCUUUUCUUGAUUAUCUCAUUCAAUCAAUGGAUACACGGUUCGAUAAUAGACUAUCUAGCAUAAUCCCUCUAGAAGGUUUGAUUCCAAGUCAUUUUGAUGAGUAUGACGAGAGAACUAUUUUAGAAGCUGCCAAAAUAUACAGCAAUGAUUUAUCUAAUAAUAUGAACUCUACACUCAAAGCUGAAUUAUCAUUAUGGAGGCAACAAUGGAAAACUAACAACAUACCAAAGCCUGUCUCAGCUAUUGAAUCAAUGUCCCACUGUACUAACCUUGUACCUAACAUUAAAUUAUUGUUACAGUUGUUUGCAACCUUGCCUGUAACUUCUGCAACACCAGAAAGAACAUUUUCCACCCUGUCAAGAAUGAAAACAUACUUGAGGUCAACAAUGAUGGAGAAAAGAUUAAAUGGCUUAGCUAUGGCAAAUAUAAAUAAAAAAGAACUUGUUAAGGAAGCAGAUAUCAUUCAAGUUUUUGCUCAAAACGCCCCAAGAAGAAUGCAGUUAAAAGAUUGGAGCCUGUAG